Molecule: messenger RNA, 1452 nt
Organism: Metarhizium brunneum ARSEF 3297
Lineage: Eukaryota; Fungi; Ascomycota; Sordariomycetes; Hypocreales; Clavicipitaceae
Source: RefSeq, a predicted model, not a curated record
AUGCUUCCUUUUAUCUUUUCUGCCAGUUUGUGGCUUGCUCUUUUGGCUCCUAUACUGGCCGUCAGGGAUGAGCUGGCUGCCGCUCACAGGGAACUUGCUGCUAUUGAACGCAAUCUAACCCGCCAAGGCCAGUCACCUGUGCACCCGCGAUUGGAUACCCUGAAAAAGCAGUUUGAUGUGCUUAAUACUGCAUUUCAGCCAGCAAACUUCUCCUUUAUCCUUCAAGGCAUAGAAUGGGAUUCCAGCAAGUCCUUUACAUCCUUCUCGUAUCCAUGGGGCGGGUCCUGGUACCAUAAGGGUGAUAAAAGUUCUCUGAAUAUAUUCUUUGUCAAACACAUCAGUUGGCAGGCUGAUCUGAUUCUGGGUGGCGAGAGCUCGGGUCCUGAUCUGCUGGAGGGUUAUGCAAAGGAGGAUGGCGUUAGGAUAGCAGCGGGUACGGUUCCUGGCGGAAGCUUUGAGGCUUUUAGCGGAGGCCUAACGACCGUUCACGAAGUCGGUCACUGGUUUGGCUUAGAACACACCUUUGAGGGCGGCUGUGACGGCGAAGGUGAUUUUAUUGACGAUACACCCGCCUCAGCUAACGCCUCUCGCGGCUGUCUAAUCGGUCGCAACUCUUGCCCUGGUAAGGAAGGCCUUGACCCUAUCCACAACAUGAUGGAUUAUUCAGAUGAUGCUUGCAAGACGGGGUUUACACGCGGCCAAAUCGAUCGCAUGCAUGGCCUAUGGAACAAGUACCGCAGCUUCGAGAACGACACCCAGCCUCGGCCUUGGCUUUUAUGGAUACCUAGUAAACCUGUGAGGCAGACGCAUAAGCUACCAUUCUUCCCUGACCCUUGGAAUAUCGACCUGGCCAAGCAGAGAUGUCGACGCAACACCGAAGGCAGCGCCGAAGAGCAUCGAGAGAGCUACUGCGGGACCAACUUGUACUGCCAAGAAAGACUGUACGAGUUUGGCGAUGGCGACAAGUAUGCCGACACAGCUACGUGCCUGUCCGUGCGAACCGACCCCCAAAGCAACGAACCCUAUACUGAGCGGCUUCCAUGGACGACGGGUACGAUUCCUGACGAGGGUUGUCAGAAAUUGAGCUCCUUCAAUUACUUCCCGGAGAGGAUGUGCGGCACGGGCGUCUAUUGCAAAGGGUUCGACUCGCCCAGCCAGGCGACGAUAUCUGAUGCCGAUAAUCGGGAUGCUCGGGGAAGAUACAACAGCAGCACUUCCUGCCUCGAGGACCACGAUCCCGCACCCGCAGCGGCUCCGAAACCCACCGUCGAACCAACUCCAGUUUUACCAACAGUUCAAGUCAAGCAAUGCCGCAGACACCAAUAUAAACUGGAGGUUUUGGAGGGUCAAGCGUGCCCAGAUGGUACAAGUGCUCAGGAAUGGGAGUCGGGAAUGCCGCAACCAACAAAGGAUGCUUCUGGGUGUUAUCAGUUUACCGCAAAUUGUCGGUAA